Lobosporangium transversale is the source of this 1608-nucleotide messenger RNA. Its product is annotated as beta-tubulin. NCBI's taxonomy places the organism in Eukaryota, Fungi, Mortierellomycota, Mortierellomycetes, Mortierellales, Mortierellaceae. The transcript has 4 exons. Gene Ontology annotation, molecular function: GTPase activity; GTP binding; structural constituent of cytoskeleton. Gene Ontology annotation, cellular component: cytoplasm; microtubule. Gene Ontology annotation, biological process: microtubule cytoskeleton organization; mitotic cell cycle. The coding region runs from base 90 to 1433 and encodes 447 amino acids. The record is from RefSeq and is a predicted model, not a curated record.
UUUUUUUUUUUUUACUUUUUAUACUUUGACCCUCUACAUCCCCAUCAUCCAUCUUUCUCCUCUCAUCCAACACUACAUUAUAAUUCAUCAUGCGUGAGAUUGUGCACUUGCAAACCGGUCAAUGCGGUAACCAAAUUGGAGGCAAGUUCUGGGAGGUUAUCAGUGAAGAACAUGGCAUCGACCCCAGUGGUGUCUACAACGGCGACUCUGACCUUCAACUCGAGCGCAUCAAUGUCUACUACAACGAGGCUACUGGUGGAAAGUACGUCCCCCGUGCUGUUCUCGUCGACUUGGAGCCCGGUACCAUCGAUGCCGUCCGUGCCGGUCCCUUUGGUCAGCUUUUCCGCCCCGAUAACUACAUUUUUGGUCAGAGUGGUGCAGGUAACAACUGGGCCAAGGGUCACUAUACAGAGGGUGCCGAGCUAGUUGACUCAGUCCUUGAUGUUGUCCGCAAGGAGGCUGAAUCUUGCGACUGCCUGCAGGGUUUCCAAAUCACACACUCUCUUGGAGGUGGCACUGGUGCCGGUAUGGGUACCCUUCUGAUCUCGAAGAUUCGUGAGGAGUACCCUGAUCGCAUGAUGUGCACAUUCUCAGUCAUGCCUUCACCUAAGGUUUCUGACACAGUCGUCGAGCCCUACAACGCCACCCUGUCUGUCCACCAGUUGGUUGAGAACUCUGACGAGACAUUCUGUAUCGAUAACGAAGCUUUGUAUGAUAUCUGCUUCCGCACUCUCAAACUCACUGCUCCCAGCUAUGGCGAUCUCAACCAUUUGGUCUCUGUUGUCAUGAGUGGUAUCACCACCUCUCUCCGCUUCCCUGGUCAGCUCAAUGCUGAUUUGAGAAAGCUGGCUGUCAACCUGGUCCCCUUCCCUCGUCUGCACUUCUUCAUGGUUGGCUUCGCCCCCUUGACUGCCAAUAACUCGCAGUCAUUCCGUGCCUUGACUGUUCCCGAAUUGACCCAGCAGAUGUUCGAUGCCAAGAACAUGAUGGCUGCCUCUGACCCCCGCCACGGACGUUAUUUGACCGUUGCUGCCAUGUUCCGUGGACGUAUGUCGACCAAGGAAGUUGAUGAACAGAUGCUUAACGUCCAGUCCAAGAAUAGCUCAUACUUUGUUGAGUGGAUCCCUAAUAAUGUCAAGACCGCUGUCUGCGACAUUCCUCCUCGUGGUCUCAAGAUGUCGGUAACCUUCAUUGGUAACUCUACUGCCAUUCAGGAGUUGUUCAAGCGUAUUUCCGAGCAGUUCACUGCCAUGUUCCGUCGCAAGGCUUUCUUGCAUUGGUACACUGGCGAGGGCAUGGACGAGAUGGAAUUUACUGAAGCUGAAUCUAACAUGAAUGACUUGGUCUCUGAGUACCAGCAGUACCAGGACGCCACUGUCGAAGAUGAUGAUGUCGAGUAUGAGGAUGACAUUGCCCAAGAUAUGGAUAUCUAAAGCACUAGAUUCUUUUAAAGUACUUUUCCUUUUUUUCUUUUCCUUUUUCUACGCCUAAUUGAAGUUCAACACAGAUUUUUAUAUCCUUCUAUCAUCCCUUCUCGUAAGAGAAUUAAGCAAAGAAACUAAAACAGAAGCAGAUGAUGAAAAAAAGAUGAUACUGCAUGUCAACCAC